AUGGAGCCUUCUGGCAAUGAACAGUUAUAUGAUGAUCCAGAUCCUGGAGGCAAAUCCCAAGAUCCAGAGGCCAGAAAGGCACCUGAAGCAGAGCAGAAAUUGUCUAAAAUGACCCACAAUGCUUUGGAGAACAUUAACGUGAUUGGCCAAGGCUUGAAGCACCUCUUCCAGCACCAGCGCAGGAGAUCUUCAGUGUCUCCUCAUGAUGUGCAGCAAGUCCAGGCUGAUGCUGAGCCUGAGAUGGAUCUGGAAAGCCAGACUUCCUGUGCUGACAUUGAUGGUGUCUCCACCCACCCUACAGCUCUGAAUCGAGUACUGCAGCAGAUCCGUGUGCCCCCUAAGAUGAAGAGAGGCACCAGCUUGCACAGCAGACGGGGCAAGCCAGACGCCCCAAAGGGCAGCCCUCAGAUCAACCGCAAAUCUGGCCAAGAGAUCCCCAUGGUGGCGCAGUCGGGCCGGCCUCGGUCAUCUUCUACUACGGAUUCUCCCACCAGCUCUGCUGCGGUGGAGAUAGCCUGUGCUGCAUACCUUCCUGGAGAGGAGACAGCUACAGAGCGGAUCGAUCGGUUAGAAGUAAGCAGCCUUGCCCAGACCUCCAGCGCAGUGACCUCUAGCACUGACGGCAGCAUCAACACAGACUCAGUAGAUGGGACACCAGAUCCUCAGCGCACCAAAGCAGCUAUCACCCACCUGCAGCAGAAGAUCCUAAAGCUCACUGAGCAGAUCAAGAUUGAGCAAACGGCCCGAGAUGACAACGUGGCAGAGUACUUGAAACUUGCCAACAACGCCGACAAACAGCAGACUGCCCGCAUCAAGCAAGUGUUUGAGAAGAAAAACCAGAAAUCAGCCCAGACUAUCCUGCAGCUGCAGAAGAAGCUAGAGCACUAUCACCGGAAGCUCCGAGAGGUUGAGCAGAACGGCAUCCCCCGGCAGCCCAAGGAUGUCUUCAGGGAUAUGCACCAGGGGCUGAAGGAUGUGGGGGCCAAAGUGACUGGCUUUAGUGAGGGGGUAGUGGACAGUGUCAAAGGUGGACUUUCCAGCUUCUCCCAGGCCACUCAUUCAGCUGCAGGAGCUGUCGUCUCAAAACCUCGAGAGAUUGCCUCAUUAAUUCGGAACAAGUUUGGCAGCGCAGACAACAUCUCUAAUCUGAAAGACUCAUUAGAGGAAGGGCAGAUAGAGGAUGGGCCUGGAGGAAAGCCUCUGGGAGUGAUUGCAAACUUUCAGUCGAGUCCAAAGUAUGGUAGUGAGGAAGACUGUUCUAGUGCUACUUCAGGCUCGGUGGGAGCAAACAGUACCACUGGUGGAGGCCCUGUGGGAGCGUCAAGCUCCAAGACAAACACUCUGGAUAUGCAGAGCUCAGGGUUUGAUGCAAUACUUCAUGAGAUCCAGGAAAUUCGAGAGACGCAGGCCAGACUAGAGGAAUCAUUCGAAAACCUCAAGGAGCAUUACCAGAGGGACUAUUCCUUAAUAAUGCAGGCCUUACAGGAGGAGCGCUAUAGAUGUGAACGAUUAGAAGAGCAGCUAAAUGACCUGACUGAACUCCAUCAGAAUGAGAUCUUGAACUUAAAGCAAGAGCUGGCUAGCAUGGAGGAGAAAAUUGCCUAUCAGUCCUACGAGAGAGCUCGGGAUAUCCAGGAAGCACUGGAGGCUUGUCAGACCCGGAUCUCCAAGAUGGAAUUGCAGCAACAGCAGCAGCAGGUGGUGCAGUUAGAAGGGCUGGAGAACGCCACCGCCCGCAACCUCCUGGGCAAACUCAUCAAUAUCCUCCUGGCUGUGAUGGCUGUUCUCUUGGUCUUCGUGUCCACUGUGGCCAACUGUGUGGUCCCUCUCAUGAAGACACGCAGCAGGACGUUCAGCACUUUAUUCCUUGUGGUUUUCAUUGCCUUUCUCUGGAAGCACUGGGACGCCAUCUUUGGCUACGUGGAACGGUUCUUUUCAUCCCCAAGAUGAUGACACGGAGGCAGCUGCUCCCCAAACCCCUGGCGCGUGCAUGCAGCAAAGAAUUAGACAGCAACUUAACUACUCUGAAGUUUUAAACAACAAAAAAAGAGUCGAGUGAAUCUGUUUACAUUUAGAAUAACGUUUUUUCUCUGAGAGACGCAAUUGCAAUAGUAUUUUUUAGAUUUUAUCCAAGAAGUUUUUUGGGCAAAAAUCCUGGAUCAUUUUUAUGUAGCAUGAUUCUCCUGGGAUGCAAAUCUUAAAAAGAUCCUUUACCAUGAACCAACACAAUCUGGAGCACAGUGCUGGGCAUUCUAAAUUCUGGCUUGAACUACUGCACUAAAACCCAUUAGAAAGAUGAAUCAACUUAAACCAGUUAGGCCUAGCAACCUGCCUUGUCUGGGAGCAUCCCAGACCCCUACACCCCCAGGCUAACCUUUACUGUGAAAUCCUAGCACAUUCCAUGUCUGAAUUCACAGAUUCAGGGUGGAUUUUCCUUAGCUGCGGAAAACACAUGGAGGAACACAUGGAUCUGCCCAACACCUUCCACACUCGAGUCAGCCAGUCACGCUAAUCUUGAAGUAUGGUCAUUUUUGUAUCUGGGCCCUUAACCUUCCGCAAGGAUACAAAGUGGCAUGGCCUACAGGAUAACCGCACAGUCCUACUACAGUAUUUUGAAGUAGCCCUCUAAAUACUUAAUCUUAAGCAAAAGCCCUUGGCCGCACUUUUAAGGUUUUUUUUAUAUGUGUAUAGUCACAGAUUUAAAAAAUAAAAAAAUCCGAACAGCAUACUUGAAGAAUGUAAUACUCAAACUCUCAGCGCUUCCUUAUGGUUUCUAAUAGGAUUUUUUAUUAUUG
Messenger RNA from Gracilinanus agilis (Agile Gracile Mouse Opossum), 2795 nucleotides. It is a transcript of the gene TMCC1, whose product is annotated as transmembrane and coiled-coil domain family 1. Gene Ontology annotation, cellular component: endomembrane system. The record is from RefSeq and is a predicted model, not a curated record. NCBI's taxonomy places the organism in Eukaryota, Metazoa, Chordata, Mammalia, Didelphimorphia, Didelphidae. The coding region runs from base 1 to 1950 and encodes 649 amino acids. The transcript has 4 exons. Gene Ontology annotation, biological process: membrane fission; endosome membrane tubulation; endosomal transport.